ACGAUUGCAGUUCAAAAUUACGAGGCAAGCUGCCAGAGUAAAUUAAUCUGGUGUAAGUAAUACGUUAAAAAAAUGUCCGGUCUGCUAGUCGCUCUGCCUCUUCAGCUCGCUUGCCAGCUGUAUAGUAAUGGUAAUUUGAGCUACGGGAAUAAUAGUUUUGAUUACACGUCAGCGCCGAAUCAACCCACUGUUCUACCAGCGGGUUAUACCGCGUUUCCAGAUGUCGGAGUAGCCUACAAGCUCCACAAAAAUCAAGUCACGUGGAACACGGCAAGAAAACUGUGUGUCGCUGAUGGUGGGAACUUGGCCGUCAUCGACUCCUUCAAAAAGAACGACUACGUAGCGAGCAUGAAAGGACUUGGUUCACACGUGGGUAUUCAUAGAUUGUUCGAUAAUGUCGAAUGGGUCAGUGUUAAAACUGGUCAACCGCUGAAUUUUAUACCGUGGAGACCAGACCUAGGAUCUGGGCAAUGUGGGGCAAUAUUUAGUGAUGGAAAGGGAGUAGGCCCUUGGAAUUGCAACUCUGUAAUACCGGUCUUGUGUGAGAUUCCAAUGUUCACUAAUCGCGAUAAUGAGAUAGAAAUCUCCCAGAAGCAAAUGGUCGCGUUAGUCCGCAAUAAUUAACUCAUCGAGAACGUACCUAUUUCUUCGAUCAUGGACAACACUCUGGGUCAAAAUGAUUUUGUCUAAUUUUUUAUGCACCAUUUCAAAUAUACGAGUGCGAUCUACCUGAAAAGAUUCAGGGGCAUACUUUCACUAUCUUAACAUAUGAUAGCGUAGUUUAGAAUUAUAAAUAUGACUUAAAAAUCUGAAUGAAAGGGAAUUUUUGAAGAAUUACUGUUACAGAAGAGAAGAGUAUGAGUCAGAAUGACCCACUCUGUGCUUUAAUGGUUUAAACCCUGGCAGAUUUCGUCUCGCUGAAAUUGAACUGAAGUUACACUUAGAUUUCGAGGUGUAGUUAGGAAUCUUUUUACGCUGUAUUUUCACUGUGAUUGCAAUAAAAACAUACCAAAACCCUGUUGGCAUCACUGA
Molecule: messenger RNA, 1032 nt
Organism: Neodiprion fabricii
Lineage: Eukaryota; Metazoa; Arthropoda; Insecta; Hymenoptera; Diprionidae
Product: hemolymph lipopolysaccharide-binding protein-like
Exons: 3
Coding region: 73-624 (183 amino acids)
Source: RefSeq, a predicted model, not a curated record